Pygocentrus nattereri (red-bellied piranha) is the source of this 1980-nucleotide messenger RNA. RefSeq lists its product as uncharacterized. Lineage: Eukaryota; Metazoa; Chordata; Actinopteri; Characiformes; Serrasalmidae. The coding region runs from base 208 to 1836 and encodes 542 amino acids. The transcript is spliced from 2 exons. The record is from RefSeq and is a predicted model, not a curated record.
AUUUUGAAAUUGAUCUAUUUUUAAGGAUAUUCGCCAUAUUUCAAGAUACUUAAGAAGCUUCUGGAAUUGUGAGAACUAUCAAGAAGUUUCUAGAACUGUCCAGAAUUAUCUAGAACUUUCUGGGACUGUACAGAAUUGUAGGUAGCUGUAUAACUAUAAAUAAUACAUCCUUUUUCCUUAUAGUACACAGCAACUUAGUCAAUUUAGAUGGCAUCAAGAGGUUGCAUACAUCCAGCAGAUGCAUUUUGCUAUGUAUGUGGCCAUUUUAUAAAGACAAGAGCGAAAAAGUACUCUGUGGAAGCAUCUGCUAAGAUGUGUGAGGCCUACAAAGCAUACUUCGGCAUGCCUGUUGGUGACCAAGACAAACCAUGGGCUCCUCAUUUCACAUGUUGGUACAGGGGAGAGAAGAGAGCCAUGCAUUUUGCUGUCCCAAGAAUUUGGCGUGAACCGACUGAUCACUCAACAAAUUGCUACUUCUGCAUGGUGGACCCUUCCAAACGUCGCACUGGCAAAAAUGCAACGCCUGUAAUGUAUCCUGACAUUCCUUCAUCUAUUGCCCCAGCACCACACUGCCCUGAACUUCCUGUACCAUCACCUCCAGACAGAGCAACACCACCUUCAGAAGAAAGCAGCAGGUCAGACACCCAGGAAGAUGUUGAAGAUCACGAUUUCUCUUCAUGUGCAGAUGAGGAGCGGAAGCCAUACUACCCUAACCAAAAAGACCUCAACGAUCUGAUCAGAGACCUUGGUCUCACCAAGUCCAACGCUGAGCUUCUGACAUCAAGGCUCAAGCAAUGGAACUUAUUAGAUGAAAGCAUCCAAGUCACAGGUCAGAGGAAGCGUCACCAAGUUUUUUCCACCUUCUUCAGUCAUCAAGACGGACUGUGCUUCUGCAACAAUGUGGCCGGUCUAUUCGAGGCUAUAGGUAUCACCUGUAACCCGAAUGAGUGGUGUCUCUUCAUAGACAGCUCAUGCAAGAGCCUCAAAGCCGUGCUGCUUCACAAUGGGAACAAGUACCCAUCUCUUCCUGUAGCUCAAUCGGUGCACCUGAAAGAGGAAUACACCAGUGUCAAGAUGUUGCUAGGUGCCUUGAAGUAUGAUGAGUACGGCUGGGAAGUUAUUGGAGAUUUCAAAAUGGUGUCAUUCCUGAUGGGCCUCCAAGGUGGUUUUACUAAGUAUCCUUGCUUUAUUUGCCUUUGGGACAGCCGGGAUACUAAAGCGCACUACCACAGGCGGGACUGGCCUCAGCGGACAGAGUUCACUGUGGGGAAGAACAAUGUAAAGUGGCAGCCACUGGUGGACCCACGCAAGGUGCUGAUGCCACCACUACAAAUCAAGUUGGAGCUCAUAAAACAAUUUGUCAGGGCUCUAGAUAAGGAGUCGAGAGCUUUCAAUUACCUCCAAGAUCUUUUCCCUAAGCUGUCUGAAGCAAAGAUCAAAGCUGGUGUCUUCGUCGGACCACAAAUCAAGAAGAUCAUAGAAUGCAGUGAAUUUCCCAAGAAGCUGAAUAGGAAGGAGAGAGCGGCUUGGAACAGUUUUGUCGCAGUGGUUCACGGCUUCCUAGGCAAUCAUAAAGAUGAAAACUAUGUACAACUGGUCCAGACUCUGAUAAAGAACUAUGCUGCAAUGGGCUGCAGGAUGUCACUCAAAAUCCAUAUCCUUGAUGCUCAUCUUGAUAAGUUCAAAGAGAACAUGGGAGCUUAUUCAGAGGAGCAAGGCGAGCGCUUCCACCAGGACAUUAUGAACUUUGAAUGCCGUUACCAAGGACAAUAUAACGAGAACAUGAUGGGCGACUAUAUUUGGGGAUUGAUUCGUGCAUCUAAAUUUGCAGUAUAGUCGUAAAUCUCAGAAAACCACACACUUCUGAACAGUUUUUGGUAAUCUGUGUAAAUUUGCAAUGCCUAUAGUGUUCUUAGUCUGACUGUAUAAAUGAGAAGAUGCAAAAUCGUCUGUUUCUAUAAUAAAAAUUCAUAAUUUUCG